AUGUCUGCAUUUGCUGGUGCCCAAGGCUACGAGAACCUGAGCUCGGCUCAGCAGCGAGAACGAAACCCCUUCGGCCAUGGACUCGCUCCUCGCCCGUCGGCGGCACCCGACCACCUGUCGCGCGUCUUGCACAUCCCUUCUCGCGCCGCGUCGGAGCCUCGUCUGCACGUCCACGACGUGAGCGCCGAGUACAGGCAUUCGAUUCGCCAUUCCCCCCUCGGCGGCGGCGAGCUCAUCGGCGAUGCCCUCAUGGGGAGCCAGUUGUUCUUCACGAGAUUGAGCACCAUGCCCGAGCCGACGGGUGAUGCCGACGACCCCAAGACGCUGUACAGCAUCGACCUGGGCGGCGACGAGACCAACCCGACACUAGACUUGCGACGAAUCCAAGCCGAACAGAACAGUGCUCGCGUUACAAUCUCGCUCCCCCACGCGACCGAUCAUGUCAAGCUGAGCCUCGACAAGGAACUGGACAUGACCGCCUCGUUUCCGCUCGCCGAUGCGGCCUCCGGCGCAGGAUCCGUCCCACAUUCCUUCUUCACCCUUGCCUCCCCCGAUGGUACGAAGAAAUGGCAAUGGCAGGUGAACCCUCCCGUGAGCGGCCCGUUGCGGUACACUCUCGUCGAGGCCGACGACGGCGACGAUGAAUUCUCGUCAAGGCCCGACAAGGUCAAGGCCAUCUAUCACCACAUCGGAAAAGGCGCCCCGUUGUCCAUGCGCACCGGCCAUGGUCUUUUGCUCUUGCCGGCGAGCGAUGCCGACGCUCGCUCGACCACCGAGGAGCUGGUUGUUCUGGCCAGCCUUCUGGGCCUGCUGUGGAGGGUGCGCGAAAUGCAAGUCAGCAAGGUCGUCGAUGGUGUGCCCUGCAAGGAGAACAAGUCCUUUCUAUCACGGUUGCUUUCAAAGUAA
Drechmeria coniospora is the source of this 906-nucleotide messenger RNA. RefSeq lists its product as uncharacterized. The coding region runs from base 1 to 906 and encodes 301 amino acids. The record is from RefSeq and is a predicted model, not a curated record. The transcript has 2 exons. NCBI's taxonomy places the organism in Eukaryota, Fungi, Ascomycota, Sordariomycetes, Hypocreales, Ophiocordycipitaceae.